Engraulis encrasicolus (European anchovy) is the source of this 923-nucleotide messenger RNA. RefSeq lists its product as uncharacterized. Bases 32 to 670 code for a protein of 212 amino acids. Lineage: Eukaryota; Metazoa; Chordata; Actinopteri; Clupeiformes; Engraulidae. The transcript has 2 exons. The record is from RefSeq and is a predicted model, not a curated record.
GUGGACGAUCAGCCCAGCCUUCCGCAUCGCAAUGUCUAAGCAGGAGAUGGACUGGAUGGUAGAAAAAAUGACCCGCAGCGUGGGCUUCCUGAUUAUGGAGGUCAUCAUGCCUGCGCUGUGGGUCUGCCAAAAGAUGGAGACAGCUUUCUUAGGCGCACACGGAGUUGUGUGGCUAAAUAACAACCUGCCACGAAUGCCAAUGUCACUUCCCCUCGACAAUGGGAUGAAAAUGGACGCAGUCAGGUGUUCGAAUAAUAUUGCAGAGGAACUGCUGAAGGUCAUCCUGCCUGGGUAUGAGGCAUGGGUGAGUAGGGCUUUCUUGCUCUCUGGCUGUGAGGACAUGGUGGAGCUCCACAGCCAGAGCAGGGCCAACCCAGAGACCCAGAGGCCCCUUAAAUGUCUUAUAAUACAGGCAGCAAAGAUGCUGUGGCUGCACAGGAGGAGGAUGUAUGAAGGGGAGGAUGACAUCUGGGAUCUACUCCGAUUCAAAGACUUCAAGGCCACCGUCCUGGGCCACUUCAUGAAGGAGGCCAUCUGGAUGCUAAUGGAUCUGACUGUUGAUUUGCUGCCCAAGGGCAAGAGAUCAGCGGCUGCUGACAGGCUGUCCUACCCCAAGGUGCUGUGGAAUAUUUGUGUUGCAAUAUGGUUUGUGAUUUAUUUAUUAUUCUGAUUGGUCUCCAGAUGUCUAAGCAGGAGAUGGACUGGAUGGUAGAAAAAAUGACCCGCAGCGUGGGCUUCCUGAUUAUGGAGGUCAUCAUGCCUGCGCUGUGGGUCUGUCAAAAGAUGGAGACCACUUUCUUAGGCGCACACGGAGUUGUGUGGCUAAAUAACAACCUGCCACGAAUGCCAAUGUCACUUCUCCUCGACAAUGGGAUGAAAAUGGACGCAGUCAGAUGUUCCAAUAAUAUUGCCGAGGAACUGCU